UCUAACCUGCAAAAGAAAAAAACACUACAAUCUUUGUAGUUGAACAACACAAUUUUUUCUCUUGUAUCUAUAAUCAGACCUGUCUGAACAUGCAUUACCUACCACUCUCCUCUUCUGUCCCCUCUAGCAGAAGAUCAGAUGGAAGUAGAGCAGUUGGAUUUUGAGACACCUCAGCAGCCUACAGUGGAGGAGGAUAAAGUGGCCAAGCAGCCCCAGAAGAGGUCCCGUGCUGCCUUCUCACAUGCCCAGGUGAUAGAGCUGGAAAGAAAGUUCUCCAGCCAAAAAUAUCUGUCCGCUCCAGAAAGAGCCCAGCUGGCCAAGAGCCUGAAGCUAACUGAGACCCAAGUGAAGAUCUGGUUCCAGAACCGGAGAUAUAAAACAAAGAGGAAACAGCUGGCCACUGACCUGGAGGAACUGGACAAGACCUCAUCUCUCCCCAUCCUGUGCCGUGAUGGAGAUCUGAGCCGGAACUCUCUCCUUAGCCUCUACCAGAACUACCACUGUUACCCAUACCUGUACUACUUGGCAGGCUGGCAUCCACCACUGUGGUGAUGGACUGACUUUGAACAUUCCAAAUAUUAAUAUAUUUUUUUUAUAAUUGUGUUUUAUAUGUUGAUUCCAGAUGGGAUGUCUUAUGGUAGCACCACCUAGAAGAAGUAAGAAGUUUAAAGUACCCCUUGGUGAUUGCUGUUUAGGUGUUCAAACAGAGGGUAUGGGUAUAGCCUCAUGUGGCAGAGGCCAGUAGAGAUAUCAGAUAUCCUUUGCUAUUUGGUGGGACAUGUAAAUGUCUUGUCAGCAUGUAUCUCUACUCAAAACAAAAAUGUCAAUCCUAGAUAGACUUCAGUGGGCUAAAUCAUGACUCUCUAUAAUAAUAUUCAUGAGUUGCUCCAUCUGCAAGAUCUUUACAAUGGCAUGCCUGAUUUUAAUGCAACAGUCUCCAGGGGAUUUAACUCUAAAAUCAUUUUUCUCUAAUUAUUCCAUAACUUAUGAUGCAGCAAAGAUAGUAAGAUCCCCUUGCUAGUCUUUGUAACAGCUGCUGUUGCUUCAGGUCUGAGAAUUCUAGUGUGUAGUUCUUAGAUCCUAAAGCCCAACUCCAUAUGAACAUUUUAUUAUAUGCUGGAUAGAACAGGGAAGGGUUAGACCCUCUAUUGUGGUUGUUAUUGCUUUGUCCCUAUUGAGGAAAUUUAACCUCACUCCCUGUGAGGACAGAAAGUGUUGGGAAAUCUCUCCAACAGGAUAUUAGACAAAAAUUAUGGAAGGGUUAGAAUUUCUGGCAAUGAUUUUAUUGCUGCCUGUGCUUUCCCGUCCCAAUUACAACCUCUCCUUUUUAUGCUGGUGCCACAGGAACAAGAAGUAAAGGAAGAUCUCUCCAGUGGGGGAGGGGGGGGGGGGUUGCCCAGUUCUUCAAUCCAUCGAUCAACUUCAGUACAACCAGCAUGUCUGUGUUUUUUCGCCCAAUCACUGCUGGUGGCUAUACCCGAGCAGCAGUAAUUAUUGUAUUCUGCCAGUGGGGAAGGCUCCCCACUAGAACACAAUAGCGCUGCAGGAUUACCCCAGCACUGACUGUGUUGAUAGGGAAAUUGAGAAACUUUCUUUACUUCACCCGUGGUUGAAGGAAAAAACAUUACAAAAUGUAUGGGCUGCCCAAAUGUUGUCAGUACUGCCAAGUUUGGCAUUUAUGGGGCUGUGCACUAUCAGUGCCCCAAGGGUGCCUAAUGCACAACACUAUAGUGCAGCCAUUCUCAACCAGGGUUCUGUGGAACCCUAGGGUUCCUCCAGAGGUGGCUUGGGGUUCCUUGAGCUGUGACUGAUUUACCUCCUGUUUGAUGGUGCCUACAUUGUUCUGAGCCAAUUCCACUUGGAGAAGCCAGUGGUAUUACACCAAUGAUCUUCAUAGUUCUCUGUAAGGGGGGCAUUCUUACCACUACUGUAAAAAAGGGCAUUCUUCUCACUGACCACCAAAGUAAGGGGCAUUGUU
Rana temporaria (common frog) is the source of this 1978-nucleotide messenger RNA. RefSeq names its product NK3 homeobox 1 (gene NKX3-1). The transcript has a single exon. NCBI's taxonomy places the organism in Eukaryota, Metazoa, Chordata, Amphibia, Anura, Ranidae. Bases 139 to 552 code for a protein of 137 amino acids. Gene Ontology annotation, cellular component: nucleus. The record is from RefSeq and is a predicted model, not a curated record. Gene Ontology annotation, molecular function: DNA-binding transcription factor activity, RNA polymerase II-specific; RNA polymerase II cis-regulatory region sequence-specific DNA binding. Gene Ontology annotation, biological process: cell differentiation; regulation of transcription by RNA polymerase II.